UUCCCCUUCGGGUUAUGUAAACAGUAAUUCUCCCCAGAUGGAACUAUUUUCCUCGCUUGGAAGCAGCUGGGAGGGGUCUUGGGCAGGGCUGGGGGUGGAAUGCCGGGGUUCCUCAGGGAGCCCGGGGAGCAGGGCGGAAUCGGACCCCUGAAGGUGCCUGAGGCUCUCAGCCGGGCACUCUUCUCCUCUCCAGGUACCUGCCUCUGCUGGAACCAUGCCCGUGACCUUGGCCCUCUUGCUCCUCCUGAGCCAGGCCAGUGCAGACCCUUGCUACCAUCCAGGGGGCGGCCCCCGCUUCUGCCUCCCACCAGUGACCCAGCUGCCUGGCCUGGCCGCCUCCUGUCCCCAGGCCUGUCUCUUCUCCCCAGGGGUGGACUUUGGUCCCGAGGCCACCUGCAAUGGCAGUCUGACUCUGGCCCUGGGUGGGACCUUCCUCCUGACAUCUGUCAGCCUGCGAUUCUGCACCCCAGGACCCCCAGCCCUGGUCCUGUCAACCGCCUGGGCCACCGGAGGUCCCUGGAGAUCACUGUGGCACAGAACUGCCUGGCCCCGGGCCUUGGGAGGCCCCGAGAGGGUGACCUUCCGAGUUGCACCCGGCCCCAAGGCCAGUGUAGUGGCCAGUCACCUCCGCGUGGAGUUUGGGGGUCGGGCAGGGCUGGCGGCAGCAGGGGUGAGAGGCCGCUGCCAGUGCCACGGCCACGCGGCCCGCUGUGCUGCCCGAGCCCGGCCACCCCGCUGCCGCUGCCGCCACCACACCACCGGCCCAGGGUGCGAGAGCUGCCGCCCAUCCCACCGCGACCGGCCCUGGCGGCCCGCCACACCCUGGCACCCUCACCCUUGCCUGCCCUGCUCCUGCAACCAGCACGCCCGCCGCUGCAGGUUCAACUCUGAGCUGUUCAGGCUGUCGGGUGGCCGCAGUGGGGGUGUCUGCGAGCGGUGCCGCCACCACACAGCUGGGCGGCACUGCCACUACUGCCAGCCGGGGUUCUGGAGGGACCCCAGCCAGCCCAUCACCAGCCGCAGGGCCUGCAGGGCCUGCCAGUGCCAUCCUAUUGGGGCGACAGGUGGUACCUGCAACCAGACCAGUGGACAGUGCUCCUGCAAGUUAGGGGUCACUGGCCUGACAUGCAACCGCUGUGGUCCUGGCUUCCAGCAGAGCCGCUCCCCCAGGAUGCCGUGCCAGCGAAUUCCCGAGGCAACCACCACCAUUGCUACAACCCCUGAUGCUUACAGCUCUGACCCUCGAUGUCAAAACUACUGCAAUAUCACGGACCCCAGGGUAUACAUGAGCCUUCGGAGGUACUGCCAGCAGGACUACGUUCUUCGCGCCCAGGUGCUGGCGUCUGAAGCGGCAGGCCCGGUGUGGCAGCGGCUGGCCGUGCGCGUGCUGGCCGUGUACAAGCAGCGGGCCCGGCCCGUGCGCAGCGGCGGCCAGGAAGCCUGGGUGCCCCGCGCCGACCUGGCCUGCGGCUGCUUGCGCCUACGGCCAGGCACCCACUACCUGCUGCUGGGCAGUGCGGCCGGCGACCCCGACCCCGCGCGCCUGGUCCUCGACCGCCACGGCCUCGCGCUGCCCUGGAGGCCCCGCUGGAGCCGGCCGCUGAGGCGGCUGCAGCAGGAGGAGCGCACAGGGGGCUGCCGCGAACUGCAGCCUGCGACUCCGAGCUCUGAACCCAGGCUUUAG
Messenger RNA from Camelus dromedarius (Arabian camel), 1684 nucleotides. It is a transcript of the gene NTN5, whose product is annotated as netrin 5. Bases 215 to 1684 code for a protein of 489 amino acids. The record is from RefSeq and is a predicted model, not a curated record. Gene Ontology annotation, molecular function: protein binding. Gene Ontology annotation, biological process: tissue development; animal organ morphogenesis. NCBI's taxonomy places the organism in Eukaryota, Metazoa, Chordata, Mammalia, Artiodactyla, Camelidae. The transcript is spliced from 6 exons.